Lolium rigidum is the source of this 567-nucleotide messenger RNA. RefSeq lists its product as uncharacterized. NCBI's taxonomy places the organism in Eukaryota, Viridiplantae, Streptophyta, Magnoliopsida, Poales, Poaceae. The record is from RefSeq and is a predicted model, not a curated record. Bases 41 to 496 code for a protein of 151 amino acids. The transcript is spliced from 4 exons.
CUCCGGCGAGCUGUGCGCCACCGCCGCCGCCGUCAACAGGAUGGACGCUCAGGCGCCGUGGAGGGUGGGCUCCAGGGUGUCGUACAAGAACGCCACCCUCGCCUUGUGCGCCAUCAACGCGCUCGCGGUAGCCCUCCUCCUCCGCAACCACUUCUCGGCCUGGCCGCGCCUCGCCGGCAGCCACCGGUUCGACUCAGCUCAGCUACGGUACAUAUGGGAGUCUGAAGAGUUGCGUCGUGCGAUGGAGCCCGUAGAUUUGAUGAAGAGAGUGAAGGAAAUUGAGCAAGAAUCUUACGGUGAGCAUGGCAUGUCAACGCAAGAAGAUCCCAAGCAGACGGCUGCCGUUGACUUAUCAAACAGGCUCAAGGAUUUACGGCAAGGGAAUGAUGGCAGCAGCCAAAGAGCUCUGGAGGAGUGGCGCAAGCGGAAGAUGGAGCGGGCGAGGCAGCGAGCGAUCGACAAGGACGCGAUGAUGCCUGGGACGAAAGCACGGUGAAGCGUAUGUAUGUAUUGGAGGCGUCCCGGAACGCAAGGGCGGCAUUCUUCCUUUGCUUAGUUCGGAGCUGC